Messenger RNA from Galdieria sulphuraria, 1271 nucleotides. RefSeq lists its product as uncharacterized. The transcript has a single exon. Bases 60 to 1208 code for a protein of 382 amino acids. Lineage: Eukaryota; Rhodophyta; Bangiophyceae; Galdieriales; Galdieriaceae. The record is from RefSeq and is a predicted model, not a curated record.
CGCGAAACAAAAUUUAAAAAUUCAAAGGCGCCAAGACGUUGCGGGAACUUGUUUGUUUGAUGAGUGUCAAGAUUCGUAAGAGACUGGUGAUUUCUUCUGAGAGUGAAAGCUCUCCUUUGAAAGAUAUCCAAAAUAGUGACAGCUCUGAACAAGAAUGUGAACUUCCCUCCCUUUUAGAACGCUUACAUAGGAGACAGAAUUUUAAGUCGUCAACUCCGGUACUUCCCAAAAAACUAUCCCCGUUCAACGGCAAGGUUGUGAAUUCUGCUGGAAAAGAAAACACACCCUCCUGCUCUAUUUGCUUUACUUCGCCUGCUGAAACUCCUUCUUAUCCGGACUGUUGCAAUCACACUUUUUGUUAUGAGUGUUUGAUUAAGUGGAGUGAUAUGCUCAAUAUUUGUCCUCUUUGCAAAAGAAAGUUUCAUUUUAUAUGCGACUUAUUCGAAGCAGGAAAGAAGAUUAAAAUAACGGACAGAAACCAGCCCAAGUAUUUAGAGGACGAAACUUACUUCAACCAAAUGGAAGAGGCCGUUUAUUGUGCCUUCUGUGGGAGUGACACGAACGAACAAGUGUUGCUCCUUUGUGACGGUUGCAAUGUUGGGAUGCAUACAUACUGUCUAACUCCACCUCUCGACGAAGUUCCUCCAGGAGAAUGGUUUUGUCCAGAGUGUCAGGAAUCACGACAGGCAGAACAAAUCUCCAAUAUAUCUCGGUCAAGAGUGGCACUCAGAAACAGGAGAACACGUAGAAGAACGACCCGUGUGAGUGGUUCCACACGUUCUCGACGACAAAGGGGUCGAGGAUCUCGAGGAAGGCAACAAAAUCAGCUUUCCGUGUCCGCAACAAGGACGGUGAGGAACUCGGAACGCGCACUAUCUCAAGUUGCUGCUGUUAACAACAUUAGUAUUCCCUAUCCACAUAUCAUAAGUGACGAAUCUGAUGAACGUUCAUCUGGAUAUGCUUCAGACGACAGUUUCCUACAAGGACUUUGGAUUCAUCCAGAAUCGAAUUGUGAACAUUCCUCUUUCAACAGAGAAUAUUCUGAAACUCAAUAUACUUUUCUCACGAAUCGAUUGAAUUCUAAUUGUUUACCCCGUGACAUCAUGUACAGAUAUGGCAUUGGUGGUGCCAGGGCCACUGGUUGCAGACAAAUUCUUGGUGACAUUAGCCCAAACUUUGUUCCAGAAACACCUGAAAAUAAAACCUGAGAAUUUUAAGACUUCACUAGCUGAAAAUUGAAAUAUUUUUACGUAGUCUAAUGCUAUAUUGUG